Molecule: messenger RNA, 573 nt
Organism: Talaromyces rugulosus
Lineage: Eukaryota; Fungi; Ascomycota; Eurotiomycetes; Eurotiales; Trichocomaceae
Exons: 3
Coding region: 1-573 (190 amino acids)
Cellular component (GO): membrane; cytoplasm
Source: RefSeq, a predicted model, not a curated record
AUGGCGCCGCCCAUCGUCACCGCCACUCUGCAGGCUGCCGUCAUCAAUGCAGCCUCGAAUAUCGUCGCGCAAGCAAUUACCGCGUAUAGGUCUCAGACCCCCCUCCAGCUAGACUACACAGCUCUGGGGCAGUUCACUGCGGUGGCCCUCAUAAACACGCCCCCAACGUACCUGUGGAUGGUCAAUCUUGAGUCGACCUUUCCGGGGCAGCGCACGGUUACACAGGACUCACACCCGAAAAAGUCGGAUGACGAGAAGAAAAAGAAUGGCCAGGCGGAGCAGAAGUUGCAUGUCAGAAAUACAAUUAUCAAGGUUAUCAUUGACCAAACUAUCGGCGCUUCUGGGAUGUUGAUACUGUUCCUGAGCACCAUAACCAUCUUACGCGGUGGGACAGUGGAGGAUAUUUUUCAGACGGUUCAGAAUGAAUAUUGGCCGAUUAUGCUUGCUGGGCUAAAAGUAUGGCCACCGGUCUCGCUGCUGAGCUUUACGCUCAUUCCGGUGGACAAGCGAAUGCUUUUUGGGAGUACCUGUGGGUUUAUAUGGGCUAUAUAUCUCAGUCUGGCAACGGCAUAG